Messenger RNA from Acanthosepion pharaonis, 696 nucleotides. NCBI's taxonomy places the organism in Eukaryota, Metazoa, Mollusca, Cephalopoda, Sepiida, Sepiidae. The record is from the annotation of a GenBank genome assembly.
AUGUCAAUCCAAACUGGGAUGAUAUCUCUCGCUGUCUCUUUCUCUCUCUCUCUUUCUCUACUUCUCUCCCUCCUUCUCUCUCUCUCUCUUGUUUCUCUCUCUUUCGCUCUUCUAUCUCUCUCUCUCUCUCUCUCUCUCUCUCUCUCUCUCUCUCUUUCUCUCUCUGUUCUUUCGCCAAGAAGAUAUAAAACAAACCUCACCUUUCGUUUUACUUUGUCUCUCUUUCUCUCCCACCUUCUCUGUCUGUCCUUCACUUCUCUCUCUCUCUCUCUCUCCUCCCAUCCCUUCACUUUAUCUCUCCCAUCCCGUCCUCUCUUUUAUCCAUUCUUUCUCUACCUUCUCUCUCCUCUCCGUUAUCUGUCUCUCUGUUCCUAUCCUUUUUUUCUCUUUCCCAUCACUUCCUAUUCCCCCUUCUCAUCUUUCUCACUCUCUCCCAAAUGUUCUCUUUCUUCUUUCCUUUUCUCCUAUUCUCUCCCCUCCCUCCCCCCUCUCUCUCUCCUUUUCUCUUUCACAUACCUUCCAUCUCUGUCCCAUCACUUUCCUCCCCCCAGCUUAUCUAACUAUCUCUCUUUCCCGCUCUACAAUUUCUCCUUCCACUUAACAUAUGGAUUAUUUCUGUCACUUAUCGAUGGGGGUCAAGUGACAGUAAACCACCUCAAAUCACCUGCAUUUUUUCGGCCUUCUCACUUGCUCUGA